ACUUUGGAAGUGGAGUGGAAGGCAAUAAAAGAAGCACCUUUCCUUGCUCUCCCUCUUCUUACUUUGCCUCGUCGGCCCUCUACUGGUGCUGCCACUCCUCUUGCUUACGCUGAUUUGUUUCUUCUUGGGUGGUACAUGAGGAGAGGGGACUGGAGGAGGAAGUGCGACGUGCGAAGCUGGGAAACGCGGGGGAGCUGCUGGGAAUCUUUGACUGCAUCAAUGAGGUCACCGCGGCGAUCGCGGCGGCAGCGUCGGCGGGAAUGAGCAACCGGGCAUACCGGGUGGAGACCGCGCCGCGGCUCGCGCAAUGGCGGAUCGAUACCCUCUCCGCCUGCACUUACCGCAAGUCCGACCCCUUCAAGAUCGGCCUCUGGAACUGGUAUCUCGCAGUGGAGAAGAACAAACAACUGUAUGUGAAGCUAUACCCUGAGGUUUCGAGCCUGACAAGAGAGCGUCCGCCCAUUGCCUCCUUCGUCAUCAAGAUCGUCUCCCCCUCCGCUCCCGACCGCAAGACUCUCACCCAUCCAGGAAUCUGUGACAUGCAGCUCAAGAACAGCGACGAGUUUGUGUGGGCAACUGACACCUUGUUUACCGGCAGGAUCAUAAUUGACGUCGAGUUCCUUGAUCUAAAGAUUGUACCUCCAUCCGGUGGCGAGCCUUCUUCCAUUUGGGACAGUUCUGAGGUGAAGCAGCAUUCAGAGACCACUGCACUCGCCCCUCUUAGCCGGAUGCUGGCCGACGGUAUCCACACCGACAUCACGGUCAAUGCCGCUGAGGGCAGCAUCGGAGCACACCGUGCCGUCCUCGCGACGAGGUCCCCCGUCUUCCGUAGCAUGUUCUCCCACGACCUCAAGGAGAAGGAGCUUUCGACUGUGAACAUAUCCGACAUGUCCUUCGGGGCUUGCCAGGCUUUCCUCAACUACAUCUACGGCAGCUUCCGGGCCGACGAGUUCCUCACCCACCGCCUCGCGCUCCUCCGAGCCGCCGACAAGUACGAUAUCUCCGACAUGAAGGAGGCAUGCCAUGAGAGCCUCCUCGAGGACAUUGAUACGAAGAACGUGAUGGAGAGGCUCCAAACUGCCCAUCUCUACCGUUUGCCGAAGCUGAAGAGCAGUUGCAUGAGAUACCUGGUGAGCUUCGGAAAGAUCUACGAGAUCCCUGAAGACUUCAAUGCCUUUCUGCAGAGUGCCGAUAGGGAACUCAUCGCUGAAAUAUUUCAGGAGGUUCUUGCUGCCUGGAAAGGACUGUAAGACCAUUAAUGGCCGAGAUCAAGCUAGUUUGACCUGAUGAUACCGUCCGGUCGACCGGGAAAUACUGUACAGGAUCUAUUAUAUAUCACGAAAUGCGUCCAUUAAUUGCUGAGGUCAAGCAAAACUCUGUAUCCAUCACUUCCAAGUCUGUGCUCUACGAGUCGCAACUCUAUUGCUUGUUCU
Musa acuminata subsp. malaccensis (wild Malaysian banana) is the source of this 1433-nucleotide messenger RNA. RefSeq names its product BTB/POZ domain-containing protein At1g55760. Gene Ontology annotation, molecular function: protein binding. Lineage: Eukaryota; Viridiplantae; Streptophyta; Magnoliopsida; Zingiberales; Musaceae. The record is from RefSeq and is a predicted model, not a curated record.